Messenger RNA from Leopardus geoffroyi (Geoffroy's cat), 1756 nucleotides. RefSeq names its product OTU deubiquitinase 3 (gene OTUD3). Gene Ontology annotation, molecular function: cysteine-type deubiquitinase activity. NCBI's taxonomy places the organism in Eukaryota, Metazoa, Chordata, Mammalia, Carnivora, Felidae. The transcript is spliced from 8 exons. Gene Ontology annotation, biological process: protein deubiquitination. The record is from RefSeq and is a predicted model, not a curated record. Bases 498 to 1496 code for a protein of 332 amino acids.
AACUCACGGACCGUGAGAUCAUGACCUGAGCUGAAUUUGGGCACUUAACUGAUGGCGCCACCCAGGCGCCCCCCAGCAUCUUAAUUUUAGAAGCAAACAGUGUGUUUUAAAGUUUCCAUUUGGCGGGAAUAGCAUUAUGGCUCCCUGGAUGGCAGGAGAGGAGCCAGGGAGGGGAGUAUCGUUGCAUAGCACAGCUGUGUGUUGUCCUCAUUUUCUCCACUGUGUUUGUAGCACUCAGACAGGAUGUAGAGUUCAAUUGCUUGUAUUGGGAACUUGACAGAUUGCUAUCUUUUGGGUACUCUUUGUUAGAUGAAUGAUUAGUUAGCCUGGAGCUUGUUUCAGAAAAGAAGCACUAGAUACAAUUUCUUAUUUUGGAAGGGGCUCUAGGAAUCCCAGUCCUUGGGUGUGGAAUGGUCUGUAAUGUCUGGACCCUGCCUUGAGGCGGGUAGCGUAUCACCACCUCCAGGUGUUGAAGCAGCUGAGGCCCCAGGAGUCGAAUGUCUCCUGAGUCAGCCAGCUGCAAUUGCCUGUUCAGAGCACUUGGCGAUCAAUUGGAGGGACACUCCCGAAAUCAUCUCAGGCACCGACAAGAGACCGUGGACUACAUGAUAAAGCAGCGGGAAGAUUUUGAACCCUUUGUAGAAGAUGACAUUCCUUUUGAGAAACAUGUGGCCAGUUUGGCAAAGCCUGGCACAUUUGCUGGCAAUGACGCGAUUGUGGCCUUUGCAAGAAAUCAUCAGUUGAAUGUGGUGAUUCACCAGCUUAAUGCCCCUUUGUGGCAGAUUCGUGGCACCGAGAAGAGCAGCGUGCGGGAGUUACACAUCGCGUAUCGGUGCGGAGAGCACUAUGACAGCGUUCGGAGGCUCAAUGACAACUCGGAAGCACCUGCCCAUCUCCAGACUGAUUUUCAGAUGCUCCAUCAAGAUGAAUCGGAUAAAAGGGAAAAGAUGAAGACGAAGGGAGGUGACCUCGACGAUGACCUGAGAGAUGAAGUAGAAGAUGCCGUCCAGAAAGUCUGCACCGCAACUGGGUGUUCAGAUUUUAACCUGAUAGUCCAGAACCUGGAAGCUGAAAAUUAUAAUAUUGAAUCUGCAAUAAUUGCCAUGCUUCAGAUGAACCAGGGGAAAAGAAAUAAUGCAGAGGAGAACCUAGAGUCCGGCGGCCGCGUGCCCAAGCCAUGCGACCCUUUAUGGGAGGAGGGUGGCAGUGGCACGAGAAUCUUUGGAAAUCAGGGCUUGACUGAAGGCAGGACUGAAAACAGUAAGGAGCGGGCCAGCCCGAGUGAAGACAACAAAGCAAAUAAAAACCAACUCCCUAAGGUCACCAACAAACAGAGGAGGGAGCAGCAGCGCCUGGAGAAGAAGAAACGACAGGAGGAGAGGCACCGUCACAAAGCCCUAGAGAGCAGGAGCGGCCACAGGGACAGCAACCGGAGUGAAGCAGAUGCCAACACGCAGGUCACCUUGGUGAAAACCUUUGCCGCUCUCAACAUCUGACUCCCCGCCCCUCGGGGAGAUGUGAGAAGCGAGCGGAAGGUGGAGUGCCGUGUACCGGGCUUUCCGAGCAAGGCCCACCUCUCACAAAAUGAAACACAACCCACAGAGCUCUCACACGAGCUCACGCACUGACUUAGUUUCCUUCAAGCUGCCUCUUUUUUGCGCAGACUUUUGUUAGUGAUGUGUUUUAUUUUAUGGAAGUUCAGCGAAGCCAUUCGUGUUCUGUGAUUAAAAUACCGAGUUCUAGGGUUGGAUAGUUA